This is a messenger RNA of Cynara cardunculus var. scolymus (artichoke), 2761 nucleotides long. RefSeq names its product auxin response factor 4-like. Gene Ontology annotation, biological process: regulation of DNA-templated transcription; response to hormone. NCBI's taxonomy places the organism in Eukaryota, Viridiplantae, Streptophyta, Magnoliopsida, Asterales, Asteraceae. The transcript has 12 exons. The record is from RefSeq and is a predicted model, not a curated record. Gene Ontology annotation, cellular component: nucleus. Gene Ontology annotation, molecular function: protein binding; DNA binding. Bases 216 to 2588 code for a protein of 790 amino acids.
UCAUAUUCUUGUUGGGUGUCAUGAAAAACCAUGUCUUUCCUUUGCGUUCUUGAUUUUGCCCCAUGAUUUGACUUCAUUUCCUCAAGUUUCUUGUCCCCUUCAUAUCAAGAAUCAACUGAUUGUUCUUAUCUUAGAAAUCCCACCUUCUUUUUUCCAUUUUUUUGGUUUCAAGAAUCACUUGGGAGAAUAGGGGAAAACUGAAGUUGGGGUUUGUGAUGGAGAUUGAUCUGAAUCAUGCAGUGAGUGGUCACAAUGCUGAAUCUUGUGGGAAUGAAGGGGAUUCAUCACUAUCAAUUUCAUCAAACUCCUCAAAUUCUUCCUUAAAGUCCCCAAUUUCAAACCCUUCUGCCUCAAUUUACAUGGAACUCUGGCAUGCUUGUGCUGGCCCUCUUACCACUCUCCCAAAUAAAGGAAAUGUGGUUGUUUACUUCCCUCAAGGUCACUUGGAACAAAUUGCCUCACACUCAUCCACUCACUUUUCACCCAUUGAAGUUCCCUCUUUGGGACUCCCUCCUCUGAUUUUUUGCAAAAUUGUUGAUGUUCAAUUGCUUGCAAACAAGGAGAACGAUGAGGUCUACACAAAGCUCAUUCUUUUGCCUCUGCCAGAGGGAAAUUUGCAAGAAAGUGAGGAGGAGGGUGGGGGGGUUGCACCCGUAAGAUCAACCCCUCAAAUGUUCUGCAAAACACUCACUGCUUCUGACACAUCCACCCAUGGCGGAUUCUCGGUUCCUCGACGAGCUGCUGAAGAUUGUUUCCCACCUCUGGAUUAUAAGCAGCAGAGGCCCAGCCAAGAACUAAUUGCUAAGGAUCUCCAUGGAGUAGAAUGGAAAUUUAGGCAUAUUUAUAGAGGUCAGCCUAGGCGGCAUUUGCUUACGACAGGUUGGAGCAUCUUUGUAAGCCAAAAAAAUCUUGUUUCAGGGGAUGCAGUUCUCUUUUUGAGGGGGGAAGGAGGAGAACUGAGACUAGGAACUCGAAGAGCUACUCGACCAAGAAACGUCCUUCCUGAUACAACCAUGGGAAACUUGAAUUCUUAUUCCGAAAUUCUUGCUUCUGUCGCUAAUGCAGUGUCAACCAACACCACUUUUCAUGUUUUCUACAGUCCAAGGUCUAGUCGGGCGGAUUUUGUUGUUCCUUAUACAAAGUACGUGAAAUCAAUUAGUAAUAUGAUAUCUAUGGGUGCAAGAUUCAAAAUGAAAUUCUGUAUGGAUGAGUCUCCUGAACGAAGGUUCAGUGGAGUUGUGACGGGUGUAGGUGAUAUGGAUCCUUACAAAUGGCCCAACUCAAAAUGGAGAUGCCUAAUGGUGAGGUGGGACGAAGAUAUUGGAAAUGAUCAUCAAGAACGAAUAUCUCCAUGGGAGAUUGAUCUUUCUGGUGGGGCUUUUCCAUUGUUAAGCAUUCAGUCCUCCCCACGACUCAAGAAACUGCGUGCAGGUCUGCAUGCAACUCCUUCUGGUCACCCUGCAACUGCACGGGGUGGAUAUGUAGACUUUGAGGAGUCUGUCGUAAGAUCCUCUAAGGUCUUGCAAGGUCAAGAAAAUGUAGGUCCGGUAUCACCUCUGUAUGGGCGUGAUAAGAUGAACUCGUUGAGCUUUGGGGUACAACCCUCGAUGCAUCCGAGUUUUCCCCCAAAUGGGAUGAUGAUGGCAAGGAGUACAAAUUUUGUUGGUGAAAUUAUGAGGAGUACUCAUCAUCAGCCACUCCCAGCCACCCCUUACUCGGGCUUUCUGGAAUCUGAUAAUGCUAGAUUCCCGAAGGUCUUGCAAGGUCAAGAAAUUUGCUCGUUGAGAUCAUUGACCGGAAAACCCAACAUCGGUUCUUGGGGCCCACCAAGAACCGAUGUUGGUAAUGGCCGUCGCAAUGUUCUCAACAUGUAUAGAAGCCCUGAGAAUCCCGGUUUCUAUCCACUUGGUUCUGAAGGUGGCAGAAACUUUGGGUUUCCAAAUACUGGUGUUUGUGAAGCAAGACCGAAUCCAGGUCCAGCCAUGCCUACAAACUUCACGCGAUUUCCCAUCGUUCCACCUUCCAUUGGAAAUGGGAUCAUGAGGGAUAAUGUGGGCGAGCUUCAGGUUCCCGUAGAGAAAAUUGUCGGUGCGACGAUUGAACCAAAUUCAAGCAGCGAAAAAGAUGACGGUGCUUCAGAUAGCAUAGAGAGCAGCUGUAAACUCUUUGGUUUUCCAUUGAAUGAAGUUGCUCCAUUGGUAGAUGCUAAAAGUUUAAACAAGAGGAGUUGUACCAAGGUUCACAAGCAAGGAAACAAGGUUGGAAGGGCGAUUGAUCUGUCAAAAAUGUCAAGUUACGGUGAGUUGUUCUUGGAGCUGGAAUCAUUGUUUAACAUGGAAGGCAUGUUCAGUAAUCCAAAUGGUGGAUGGCGACUACUGUAUACCGAUGAAGAGAAUGACAUGAUGGUUGUGGGGGAUGAUCCAUGGGACGAGUUUGCAAGGAUGGCUACAAAGAUACACAUAUACAGUGCAGAAGAAGUGGAAAAGCUGAUGAGCAGUGGGGUGAUCAGUGACAACACAAGCUGCUUGGAGGAGGCACCGGCUGUAGUCGAUACAGCUAAGUCUUCAUCAGUCGGUCAUCCGGAUUAAUUAAAAUCAUCAUCACUGUUUUAUGGGGUUGCUUGUUGUUUUGUGUUUGUUAUGCAGAGCAAGUUUCAAGUACUUGCUUGCCAAGACUUUGAUGCAACAGUAUGUAGCCAAAUAAGUUGCACCUAGACUUUGGGUUUUCUCAUGGCUUCUUAUGUUAUCGUGCGUUUUCUGAG